Molecule: messenger RNA, 636 nt
Organism: Trichobilharzia szidati
Lineage: Eukaryota; Metazoa; Platyhelminthes; Trematoda; Strigeidida; Schistosomatidae
Source: the annotation of a GenBank genome assembly
AUGGUUUCAAUGAAUUUAAAAACACGACGAGCGAACAAUCAGUCAAAUGAGAGAUCCCAUUGGGAGACGUAUAAUAAUACAAACACAAAACAAUUAGAUGAUGAAAACAAGUUGGAUACUCACUAUGAUCUGAAUUCAACACUGGACGCAUACGCAGAUUCAUACCGUGAAGCUGUGGAUUAUAAAUUUCGCAUGACUGAAAUUCAGACAUUCAAAGAUCACUGGAAUUUCAAAACAAUAAUAAAACCUGAAAUCCUGAGACUUGAACACUUAUAUCAAAGUAAAUGGGCAAAGGAAUUUCUCGAAUCAAUCGGUGCAGAAAAUAAGAAGCUGGUGAAUUUUUCUACUGAUGAAUACAGAAAGGCAUUGGAAGAAGAUACCUCUUUUAAUUACACAGUUCUUGCUAAUAAAGGAUUAUACAAUCAGACAAAAACGCAUAUUUCAAAGAAAUGGGAAAAUCGAAAAUAUCUCGAUAUUGCAGAAGGUAAACAUUUUGCCGAGACAUCAGGCAAUUCGGAGAAAGAUGAAAUUCAAAUUGAAAUGAUAAAGAAGGAAUUUAUGGAAGCAAAGGAAGCAGUGAAAACAUCCAAAGGAAGAUGCCAAGCAGUAUUACUGAACUGCAGGGAAGUGAAUUGA